AUGCGACACGUACCAUUGCUCUCCGCCUCUCGCCCUCUCGCCCACUCCCCUCAAUUACCCACCCCAACCCACCUCUCCAGCGGAGCUGAUAACAACCAACAAGCUAUCGGAGCUGGCGUGCUUGGCGCUCUACCUCAUCUGGUAACAACCAACAAGCUAUCCGAGCUGGCGUGCUUGGCGCUCUACCUCAUGUUCGAAAAGAAGCAGGCGGAUGAGUCCUUCUGGGGCCCUUUUAUUCACGAGCUCGACCGGCAGAGGGGGCGAGGCCAGACCGCCGUGGCCACCCCUCUCCUGUGGGAUCCCCAGGAGGUGGCAGAGCUGUUCCAAGGGAGUCCCAUGAAGGCGGAGGUGGAGGCGCGGCUGCAGGGCAUCAAGAGGGAGUAUGAGGAGCUCGACACCGUAUGGUUCCUUGCAGCUUCGCUCUUCAAGCAAUACCCCUACGACACACCCUCCGAGACUUUUCCCUUUGAGAUCUUCAAGCAGGCCUUCAUUGCCGUGCAGUCAUGCGUGGUGCACCUGCAGGGCGUGCCUCUCCCCCGUCGCUUCGCCCUCAUCCCCAUGGGUCCGCCUCUUCUCGCCUACAAAAGCACCACCCGCUCCAUGCUCGCUGCCUCCCCUGACGGAGGGGUUGAACUCCGCCUGGACCGCCCUGUCAAGGCUGGGGAGCCUCUCAGCGUCUGGUGUGGCCCCCAGCCCAACACACGACUGCUGCUCAACUACGGCAUUGUGGACGAGGACAACCCCUAUGACCGCCUCACGGUGCAGGUGGCAUUGAACCCUGACGACCCACUCUACCAGGCCAAGCGGGCCAUCGUGCAGAAGAACGACCUCCUGCGCACCCAGGACUUCCAGCUGUACAAGGGCAAGGAGCAAGCAGCCCUGUACGACAUGAUGCCCUACCUGCGCCUGGCGCACGUCACCGACCCUCUCGACAUGGAAUUCGUCACUUUCGCUGAUGGGCCUGUGUGCGGGGUGAGUCCAUGCAACGAGAACGCGGUGUUGGAUCAGCUGGUGGAGUUCUUUGAAGCCCGCCUUGCAGCCUACCCCACCACGCUCGAGGAGGACAUUGCUGCGAUCGCAGACCCGGCAAGCAGCCCCAAGAGGCGGGUGGCGGCACGGCUGGUGCGCAUUGAGAAGGAGAUCCUGCGCAACGCCCUGGCAGCCGUGCAGGAAGUCAUCUCUGUCCUGCCCACGUGGAGCGAGGCCCCGUGCUACAGCCAGCACAGGCCCAUUCUGAAAUAG
Molecule: messenger RNA, 1242 nt
Organism: Closterium sp. NIES-65
Lineage: Eukaryota; Viridiplantae; Streptophyta; Zygnematophyceae; Desmidiales; Closteriaceae
Source: the annotation of a GenBank genome assembly